UAGAUCGCUAACGUUAGCAGCUGCAAUUAGCAUUAUCUGUCCACAAACACGCCCUGUGUAGUUAUGUGUAGUUUAAGCGUAUGAAGGAGCUGUUAAUUGAUCGUUCGUAGGCCGAAGAACACGGCUAACUCAACAACCAGUGCAAAGCCAUAUAAUCCAGUCAACAUGGGGGCUUAUCUGUCGCAGCCAAACACAACCAAGACCUCUUCCAAUGGUGGCAACAGCAACUUAAGCUACGGCUUCUCUGCCAUGCAGGGCUGGCGCGUCUCUAUGGAGGAUGCUCACAAUUGUAUUCCAGAUUUUGAUGAGGAUACUGCUAUGUUUGCGGUGUAUGAUGGACAUGGAGGUGAAGAGGUGGCUCUGUACUGUUCAAAGUACCUUCCUGACAUCAUCAAGGAGCAGAGGACCUACAAAGAUGGCAAACUGCAAAAGGCACUGGAAGAUGCUUUCUUGGCAAUCGAUGGCAAAAUAAUCACGGAAGAGGUCAUCAAGGAGCUGGUACAGAUCGCUGGACGGCCCACCAAGGAGCUGCCCACAGAAAAGGUGGCAGAUGAGGAUGACUUGGACACAGAGGAGGCAGCUCUUCUCCACGAGGAGGCCACAAUGAGCAUAGAGGAGCUGCUGGUGCGCUAUGGCAACGCUGUCAAAAAUGCUUCUGCCAACAGUUCAGCUGCUAAAAAGGCAUGCUGCCCUCACCCUGAGGCCUCGGGGGACAAAGGGGAAAGCGGGGAAGAAAAGAAGAAAGCGGGCCUGAACGGAGAAUUGGAGGAAGAGAGCAAUGGGAAGGUGAAAGCAGGUGAAGGAGCGGCAUGCGGUUCUAAGCUGCGGGCCUGUCGGCAAACAGGAAGAAGCGAAGACAGCAGUGCAGCAGCUGACUGUGGAGAGUCGGGGGGCUCCAACGGUGAAGGAAAGGCUGGUAAGGCCGAAGGAGAUGCAGGUCCGUCCUGCUCCUCUCUGCCCUCUAAGGCCGCAGGAGAUUCAAAGUCCAGGUUCUUUGAUGACAGUGAGGAGUCUGAGGAGGGAGAGGAAGAAGAGGGCAGUGAUGAAGAGGAUGGCAGUGAAGAUGAAGAAGGCGAAAGCAGUGAGAUGGAAGAAGAGGAGGAUACGGAGGAGGAAGAGGAAGACUCUGAGGAAGAAGAGGAGGAAGAAAUGUGUCUUCCUGGAAUGGAUGGCAAGGAGGAGCCGGGCUCAGACAGUGGCACCACAGCUGUCGUGGCUCUGAUCCGAGGGAAGCAGCUGAUCGUGGCUAAUGCUGGUGACUCUCGCUGUGUGGUGUCUGAACACGGCAAAGCUGUCGACAUGUCGUACGACCACAAACCAGAAGAUGAGGUGGAACUAGCUCGCAUCAAAAACGCUGGAGGGAAAGUGACCAUGGAUGGACGUGUCAACGGUGGACUGAACUUGUCCAGAGCUAUUGGUGACCACUUCUACAAGAGGAACAAGGCUCUGUGCCCAGAGGAGCAGAUGAUUUCUUCCAUGCCCGACGUCAAAGUCCUGACACUUAAUGAGGAACAUGACUUCAUGGUCCUCGCCUGCGACGGCAUCUGGAAUGUGUUAAGCAGUCAGGAGGUUGUGGACUUCAUCAGUGAGAGGCUCAAACCAGACCAGAGGGGCAAUGCCAAACCGCUGUCAUCUAUAGUGGAAGAGUUGGUUGACCAUUGUUUGGCUCCCGACACGUCUGGAGACGGGACAGGAUGCGACAACAUGACUUGCAUCCUCAUCACCCUGCAGCCUCACUCGUCCUCCGCUCAGCCGGACAGCACGAAGAGGAAGCACCAGGAGGAGGCAGACGGGACUGAGCUGGAGGCGAACGGAAACGAAAGCAAAAGGGCCAAAAGUGACUAGAGGAAAAGGGGGAACCUGUCCCGGGGAGCAUCUGGUCCUAGACUACACCAGAUACACCAGAGACACGUUGUGUUUAAAAUUUAAAUCCUUACCUCACAAACAAAAACAGUC
Molecule: messenger RNA, 1956 nt
Organism: Solea solea (common sole)
Lineage: Eukaryota; Metazoa; Chordata; Actinopteri; Pleuronectiformes; Soleidae
Gene: ppm1g
Product: protein phosphatase, Mg2+/Mn2+ dependent, 1G
Exons: 14
Coding region: 166-1845 (559 amino acids)
Biological process (GO): protein dephosphorylation
Cellular component (GO): nucleoplasm
Molecular function (GO): cation binding; protein serine/threonine phosphatase activity
Source: RefSeq, a predicted model, not a curated record